This is a messenger RNA of Penicillium waksmanii, 1998 nucleotides long. Its product is annotated as DUF3176 domain-containing protein. The transcript has a single exon. The record is from RefSeq and is a predicted model, not a curated record. Lineage: Eukaryota; Fungi; Ascomycota; Eurotiomycetes; Eurotiales; Aspergillaceae. Bases 1 to 1998 code for a protein of 665 amino acids.
AUGGAUUCACAAUACACAUACUCAGCAAUAAACGACCAGCGCGAUGCCCAAAAUGUGCCACCACGCGAUGAUAACAGCCCGAGUCCCGAACCAGGAUACACACCGCGAAACAACAUGGCAUCACCAAUAGAAAUAUCACCCAUCUCGAACCGCGGCCAUUUCCACGAGAUGUUUUCAGAACCGCGCACAUCAGACGAUAAUCAAGACCAACGGCCUCUCCCCAUAUCAAGCGAGCCGAUUUCCGAGCACAAAAAGCGACGACCAGGAAGACGAUUUGAUCGGGUUGGAUCAUGGACCUGGGAAGUCGGUGGAUGCGUGCUGAGCAUCGUGAGCAUCGCGCUUCUCGUCGUAUUUCUCGCAUACGUUGAUGGUGACAGAUAUGCGAGCUGGGAACGUUCCGUUUCGCCUAAUACAGUUGUUUCUGUGAUUUCUACCGUCGCGAAAGCUUCUAUGCUUGUGCCUGUUUCGUCUUGUCUCAGUCAACUCAAAUGGACUACAUUUCACAAUCCGACUCCGUUUUACCACAUGCAAGUGCUUGAUCAGGCUAGUCGCGGUCCGGUGGGUGCGUUGGAGUCUCUCUGGACAGUGACACCGGGGCUAGCAACUGUGGGAGCGGGUUUGAUGAUCCUCGCGGUUGCUUUCGAUCCAUUUGCGCAGCAGAUAUUAUCGUAUCCUUCUCGUCGUGUGGAAGUUGAUACUGGGACAUCUGCCGUUCAGUCUGCGGAUCAAUAUUGGCCUGCCUGGACUAGAAGUGUCGCGCCUCAAAUCGACAUUCUAAAUAUUACGACACGGGGACUUGAGCCAUCGAUGCAAGCUGCGAUUUUCAACGGCCUAGCCCAAUCCAAAAAUAACCCUCUCAAUCCAAUCUGUCCCUCCGGUGACUGUGAAUACGACGAUUUUGUGACAUUGGGCGUCUGUUCUCAAUGCAAGGACGUCACGAACGAGGCGAAUCAAUCUUGCAGACCGAGUCCGGACCAGCACAGACUUUACACUCAGGAAUGGAUGGCCGAGAUUCCGCUUGACUGCAAGUAUACGACCUCGAGCGGAGCUUCUAUAACACCGGGGAUCUGGGUCGAUGAUGCUAAGUGGUUGUCACAAGACAAUUACUCAGUUUUUGCCAUUCCGAAUUUGUGGUCUGCUGUCAGCUUAUCAAACAGUUCUGCCGUCAAGGAGGGCGAUCGAGCUCAAAUCGUCUCGUUCCUGAGUGCCAAAUACGAAGGAAGACUAACGACGUGGACUUCUAAAAAUAGCACUACGCCAGAGGAUAAGCCUACCCUGACGGAAUGCUCGAUGUCAAUGUGUCAAAGAAAAUACACCCAAACACGCGAAUCGAAUGAUGAUGGUUUGCAACAGAUUGAGCCGGUCGAGAAUCAGGACCUUUACCUAGGUGAUACUAUCCAAUCCAACAUCACUGGUAUAUGGUUAUCAACGCUCGUCUCACCCAAUGAUACGAAAGCUCUCUCGCCCAACCCAAAUUAUACCAUUGAAAAUAAUACCUGGGCGGAUCUAUCCCAUACUCUGACCGGGUUAUUCAAUUCAACCCUCUACACAGCCGAUGCACAAUCCAUCGAAAAACCAAUCCCAGGAUUUAAUCCCCUCCUCAUACUCUGGAGUAGCACCAAUUUAAUCGACUCAGUGACGUCCAUGACCAACAGCAUGACAGACCACAUUCGAACCAGCACAUCCGCGAAACAACUCCCAGGAACAAUAAUCCGCGCAGAGACAUACAUCCACGUUCGCUGGGCCUGGAUCGCGCUCCCCGCGAUCUUGGUUCUUCUCUCAGUGGCGUUGUUGCUGGUCGUUUCGGUGGAGAAUCGCAAGUACAGCACUUUCCUAUGGAAAUCUUCUGUUCUCCCUUUACUCUUGGGUAAAGUGCAGAUCAAUUCUGAGCAUGAAAUUGAUACGCUGCAAUCUGUUACGGAUGUGCAGGAUGAGUCGAAGAAGAUUCGUAUAGCUGUGGAAUGUGAGGCGCCUUGUCCUGAUUUCAUUGAACGGUGA